This is a messenger RNA of Nomia melanderi (Alkali bee), 4409 nucleotides long. RefSeq lists its product as uncharacterized. Gene Ontology annotation, biological process: regulation of transcription by RNA polymerase II. Gene Ontology annotation, cellular component: nucleus. Gene Ontology annotation, molecular function: DNA-binding transcription factor activity, RNA polymerase II-specific. The record is from RefSeq and is a predicted model, not a curated record. Lineage: Eukaryota; Metazoa; Arthropoda; Insecta; Hymenoptera; Halictidae.
GAUAAAGCAGUAAUAAAUCUUUAUUAAGUAUGAAUUUGGCGUGUAAUACGAUUUGUAACAUGUAUGGGUUAUGAGUAGUUAACACUUAAUUAAGCCUUAAUUAAACCUUAAUCAGACUUAAUUAUUUAUUUGUUUCAUGGAAAUUACGUAAGACUAAUAAAGAUAAGUAGACUCAUAUUCAUUAUCCUUUAAACAAACUAUGACUAGGUUUAUCCUAAUUCAGGCUGUAAAAAGCCUGUUUCUACUCAUCAACUUUUAAAUUCAAAUAAAUUAGCAAUAAUGAUUAUGUGAUUGAGUAAGCAAAAUGAUUGGAAAAAGAUAUGCUUGUAGAUUUAACCAAAACUAACAUACGUCCAUUACAAUGAUCAGAAACGUCUACUUAAACUUAGAAGGUUAACUUUGAGAUAAUGUCCAUUUUGACUUAGAUUGUUUAAAGCUUUAUUCGAUUUUUCAACCUAUGAAGAUUAAUUUGACUUUGCAAUUUUUUGUAUUAAAUUUAAAAAGAAAUUGGAGUGUUUCUUUGAAGUACACUUUCAAAAUAUGUCUAGAAUAAUGGACGCAUAAGAGUCCGGAUGGGUCUAAGCUUCGUUAUUUGUACAAAAUAUUAAAAAUGUCCACUCUCCAAGGUUCAUAUCUAGACAAAAAUUUAUUGCACCAUUCGGCUUGCUAUCCGCAUAUUAGAUUAGAAAUAAAUAGAAAGUCUAUUGAUCAUUAAUAUGCUAAGUAUAAGUCGAUAGAUUGAAUAAAAAAAGGUUAGUCGGUUUGUCUUUUUCCAUUUAUUACAGUAAUGCUUCAGUUGAAAUACACAUUAUCAUCAUAACAGCUGUUUUCUGUACUAUGCGUGUUCCAGAUGUAUACACAUGUCGUACAAAUAUAUUGAUCUCGACCUAAUCUUUACGAAAGACCGAAUCCUUAUACAUAACAACACGGGGAUUGUUAUACAAUCAUGUAGUUUUUAACUAUGUGGAAACUGAUAAGUCGCUAUUAUAAAUGUGUGUAGGUCACAAACGUCGUUUAUCAUGUUAUAACGGAAUGAUUACUUCGUUCUUUUGUUUUGCUUCAUAGCUAAGAUAGUAGCAAAGGUUUGUUAAACGACCCAAGAGUAUCUUCAUCGCCAAAAUAAAAAUUAAAUUUCAGUGAUUUUGAAAUCGUUCAUAAAUAUUUAAUUAAAUAAGUUAUAAUUUUAUCAUUCUCCGCAUUAUUCAACAAAGCUUCCAGCCUAACAGGCUCAUUAUCAGACACUGCAUCGAGGUGACUUGGAGUAGGCGAAUUACUAACUUGGGCCACAUGUUGGAAUCAGUUCGUCCAAUGCGACACGUUCAGAUAUUUCUCAUCGAAAUCCACAUUACUGAAAAUUAAAAGCUUUAAUUUGACUGUAGGCAAGUCUCCAAGUGAGGUUUAUUCAAGUAAAUAUAUUGUUGUACCCUGAAAGCUUGUUAUUGUGCAUAUAUUCCUGAAAUGUCAGCAUACCCAAGAGUGUAUGUCAAACAUCUUGGAUUGCAGUACGAUUGCUGAUUUUACGAACAUAAUCAACGUUAGAACUCUUCUCUGCAAGAUGCUUGUUGAUAUCAAAUGUAACCUAUUCUGAGUAUCUCACGAAGAAACACGAGAAAAGUCUUUGUCUUCCGCAUCUUCAAUUAAAAUGUCAGGGAAUGGAUCUGCAGAUCAACAAUGUAAUAAUUAUAAUAAAGAUGAAGCAGUUAAGUUACCUAUGUUAAUGCCAUGUCUUGACACUGUAUGUGUACCUAAAGUAGAGCCGUGUUAUAAUAGAACGUCUGAUUCGAAUGAAGAUGAAUCGAACAUUGAUAAAUUAAUUACAUCAUCAAUUCAUUUUACUACACCUUACAAAGUUAAGGAUCCUAUUAUCUUACUUGAGAAGUGUGAUAAAAUAUGGGAGACAUUAAAAUUAAUAAAAACUGUACAAAAUGAUAAAAGCAGUAAUACAUUGAAAUCAUUAUCAGUGGAGAAUACAAAUGCAAAAUCAUACAUUAAGUACCAACCAGUAUUAAGUAAUAACAAUGCUGCAUUACCAAACUUCAAAUUGUCUGUAAAAAGUACCAGAAAAUUAUAUCCUUGUGUUACUUGUGGAAAAAUAUAUUUUGAAAGACGAAGGUUAGGCCAUCAUUCAGAAAAAAUACAUGGUAUUUUAAUAGCAACUUUAAGAAGUAAAAAGUCUAUUACACAUAAAAACAGUAUUGAUACAGAAAAAGAAUCUAGUACCAGUAAAACAGAACAAAACUCUCUUAAAAAAUUUAAUGUAAAAAAAAAUCAAUGUAAACAAGUUAAAGAUUCUUCAUCGCAUUCUGUGACAUCACGUGUGACUGAAUCUAAUAGUGGUAAUACUUCAAAUUUUCAGUCACAAGCAAGAAAGAAAGAUAAUGUAAUUAACACUAAAGACAGUUUAACAGAUAAAGGAAAUGUACGAAAGGACCAAAAGAAAGGAGUAUCACAUAAAGAAUUAACUCAAAAUAGAACAUCAGUGUCAUUACAUGAUGAAUCAUCUUCACAGCAGCAGUGUAUUCUGUGUAAAAAGUUCGUAAAAGAUGUAAGGAAACAUUUAGUUGAUUACCAUAAAAUUGACUGUUCUGGUCCUAUGUUAAAAGAACUGGAAAAAUCUUCAGCUAUGUUAACAGAUAACAAGGUGAAAAGAGAUAAUGUUAAUAAUAAAUACUUAGAAAGUAGCCUUAAUACAAAUGAUAAGCAGCAGUUCCAAAAAAAUGGAAAGCGAAAAUUGAAUUUAUCAGAAACAGUUCAUAAAAAGAGAUAUAAAAUUAAUGGUAAUAAUUAUCAAGAAACAAAAUUUUUACAGAGCAGUAAAUUCUUAUGUGAAAUUUGUUUAGAACUUUGUAGACCUAAUAGUUUUAGGAAACAUGUAACUGCGCAUCAUAUGCGUGGUGAAACAAAAGAAAAUUUUCAGUUAAUGAAUUGUAACUACUUCAAUUCUUCACUAUCCAGCAAACAAAAUAUUAAUGAAAAACAAAAAUGUUCAUCUCUUGAAAAUACUAAUGCUUGCAAAGACAGAAAUGUAAAUGGUUCAAUUAAUUUAUUGAAAGAUAAGAAAAUAAAUGAGCAAAAAUUUAAAAACAGAAGAGAAUUUUAUAUGAGGAGUAAAUCUAAACAUGAUACUACUUGUUUUUGUGGAAGACAAUUUCGUGAUCCUUAUACAUUAUAUUUACAUAAAAGCAAAUGUUACUUAGUAACUGGUGAAACAGAACAGCAUACUACAAAAAAUAAGAGAGAAACAGUUCCAAAUGUUACAGGAAGUGACACUGACAGAGAUUCAAGAUUUGGAAUUAGCAUAAAAAUAAAGAGAAGAAAUGAUUCUUCCUAUGAGAUUGUUCGUAGAGAAUCAGACAAUGGAAAAAGUUUGCAGGAUUCUACAUGUUCAAGAGAUACAGAAUUAGCAUCAAAUUCUAUUGAAAAUAUUGCUGUUACAGAUCAACAGGAACAGCAAUAUGAAAUUACAGAAUCAUCUAAAUAUAGUGAAAAUCACAGUUUUUUGAAAAUUCAACAUGUUGAUGAAGAUAUGGAUAUUGAUAUUGAAGGUGAUUCGCAAAAUGGUUCCAUUAUUAGUAAUAUUACUAAUAAACAUCCGACAAGUGAAAUAAUAAACGAUUCUCACGAGAAGCAGCAAGAGAAUGAAACAAAAACAAAAGAUACAAGGUCGAGUCAAAUAAUUUCUGAUGUAAAAAAUUCACUCAAAAAAGUUCUUCAAACACAAAAAUGUGAAAAGUAUGAUAAUGUUGAAUCAGAUACAAGUGUUAAACAUAAUCUUUGUAUUUGUGGAACUUUGUUUGAUACUAAGAAAGCUCUUGAUUUCCAUAUUAUGAAACAUCAAUUACGUUCACAAUUAGUAUGUGGUUAUUGUAAUGAAAAGUUUAGUGAUAUCACUAAAUGGAAGGCUCAUCAAUGUACUGUUACAAAAUUUAAGAUAUUUCAUGAUGUACCUGUAGAAUUAGAUUGUCAUUAUUGUAAUGCAACAUUAAAUUCUUAUACAAAAUUUGAUGCCCAUAUGAAGCUUCAACAUUUUGAUCCUGUACUACCAUUUGAAUGUUUUCAUUGUGAAAAACGCUUUUCUAGUUCUACAAUUCGAAGAAAUCAUAUCAAGGCAGAACAUGAAAAAAUUGUUUGUUUUAUAUGUAAAAUGGAAUAUCUUCAUAAUAUGAAAACCAGACAUGAAGGAUAUCAUUAUGGUCUUGGAUAUCCUUGUCACAUGUGUAAAAAAACCUAUUCUUCUAGUUAUAUUUUAUCAAAACAUAUAAAAAAUAUUCAUCCUAAACAGUUUAAGAUGAUGUAAUAUGUAGUUUUUGUCACUCAUCAUUUAUUAAUGAGACACCUUGAAAGCAUAAAUCGUUUAAUUUAAGAAAAGUAUGUACCUAAUAAAAUCGGUUAUAAUGAUAGUUUUAAUC